UUUCAGGCCCAUUAUCGGCCCAGAACUCAUCGAAACAAACGUCGUCGUUGGUUCUCCACUGCUAUAAAAAUUGUAACAUUUCAGGGCUAGGGUUUUUAUUGCUAGGGUUUUCAUUCGCAGCUUGAGCAUCUAGCCUCCGAGCUCCGAAGUCGCGAAAAUGCCGUCACACAAGACCUUCAUCAUAAAAAAAAAGCUGGCGAAGAAGAUGAGGCAGAACAGGCCCAUCCCUCAUUGGAUCCGCAUGAGAACCGAUAACACCAUCAGGUACAACGCCAAACGCAGGCACUGGCGCCGCACUAAGCUAGGGUUUUGAGGUGGAAGAGCUGGUUUAAGUUUGAACUCUUCUAAGUGUUAUUUUUUGAAAUUUGACUUUGCAAAACUUGAAACUAGAGUUUACGAUUUGGAAUAUCUAGAUGGGAUUUAAUGAUGUUGUUUAAUUCUGUUUAUUUUGAUAAAUCAAGUGAUGACUUAGAUUUUUGUUCC
This is a messenger RNA of Manihot esculenta (cassava), 483 nucleotides long. RefSeq names its product 60S ribosomal protein L39. Gene Ontology annotation, cellular component: cytosolic large ribosomal subunit; ribosome. NCBI's taxonomy places the organism in Eukaryota, Viridiplantae, Streptophyta, Magnoliopsida, Malpighiales, Euphorbiaceae. Bases 158 to 313 code for a protein of 51 amino acids. Gene Ontology annotation, molecular function: structural constituent of ribosome. The record is from RefSeq and is a predicted model, not a curated record. The transcript is spliced from 3 exons. Gene Ontology annotation, biological process: translation.